Molecule: messenger RNA, 3300 nt
Organism: Hirsutella rhossiliensis
Lineage: Eukaryota; Fungi; Ascomycota; Sordariomycetes; Hypocreales; Ophiocordycipitaceae
Exons: 5
Coding region: 1-3300 (1099 amino acids)
Biological process (GO): response to starvation; autophagy
Cellular component (GO): cytoplasm
Molecular function (GO): protein binding
Source: RefSeq, a predicted model, not a curated record
AUGCCUAGCUCCAGGAAGGACAAGAAGCAUGCCAGAGAAAAUGGCGGCAUCGCCGCGGCCGUGACCAAACAGGCCGCCGGCAAGUUUACAAAUGCCCACGGCGGCAGCACCGACCCCUCCAAGGGCCGCCCUGCCUCGGAUGCCUCGUCGCCCCCCCCCCCCGCUGCCGCCAACACACCCGAGAUCAACCCCUCGCUCCUCGACAAUGACAAGCACGCCGCCGCCUCGCCCCUGCUCGAAGCCCUGUCCACCACCUCGGCUUCCGCAAGCACCGCUCCGAGCCUCGCCACUGACUGGGCAAGGGGGGGCUUGGCCUGUUCGCCCGGCAACUUCAUCAGCCUCGCCAGCGAAUCCCCACCCACCCUGCCGUCAUCCUACGAGGACGCGGCACGUGCAAACCACGCCUGGUCUGCCCACCGCCCCCGACGGCCCCUCAGCUUCCAGAUGGACGCCCAGUCUCUCAACACGUCCGGAACCCCCCCGCGCGCGGCGUCGACGGCCGCCUUUCGAAGGAGCUCCCUGCACUCGCAGUACCCGGGCUCCCGAGCUAGCUCCCACCCGCCCCUCCCUCACCAACCCCAGGCACACUUUUAUGGUGCUUCGGAUCUCGACCUGACCAUUACUCCCCAGUCCGGCGGCAUGAAGGCCGGGGACCGGGGCCUCUUCUUCGGCUUGGACAAGCUUCCGGCCGCCGAUGGCUCGGCCGCAUUGGACAAUGUUGUGCUGGCCGGCUACGAAGGCGGGCUGCAGGUCUACGCCAUCAGCAAGCGGGGCGUCGACCUGGUGGCGAGCCUGAGGGGGCUUCGUGGCGGCGUGCAUCAUGCCAAGAUUCUUCCCUGGACCGUCCGCGGCGGCGAACCUUCGCCCUUUCCCCUCGUGGCCGUUGUUGUGCAUGGGCCUGUGGUGCCCUCGCAGUCGGCAGAUGACGAGACGCAGGAUCAAGGCAUCGCAGCUGCGACUUCAGAGGAUGCAGCAGGCCCUCGACCGGGCUUUGCACUCCAGGACGGGCCCCAGGGACGCGCGCAUCCCGCACCCCUCGCUUUCCAGACCUCGGUCGAGGUGUACUCGCUCAAGACCAACCGGCUCGUCGACGUGCUCCUUUUGGCGCAGAAGACACCGAUAAACGCCGAAGUGUCUCUGUCCAGCCCGCUCUUCCAGCCGCCGGCUCCGAGCGGAGCCUUCACUAUCAAGGCAGACGCCGGAACCAUAACCGUCAGCUCCGGGGUCACGGGCGAGUGUUGGAUCUAUCGCCAGCUUCUGCAGCCGCAGAACAGCCACGUCUUCGCCUGCGCUGGAAAGCUGUGGACUACCCUCCAGCAGAGCCAUCGGGGCGAGGUCGCCGAGGAGAGCGAUAAGACGCAUCUCGCGACCACGCCUCGCCGACCAAACCCGCAGGCCCCGGUCCUCGCCCUCAACGGCCGUUGGCUCGCCUACUGCCCGGCGACCCCGUCUUCGCAGAUCUCGCUGAGGGCACACCUGCCUGUGCCCAUCCUGGGCCGGGCCCCUGGGGUGGCCUCGCUGACGCCCCCUCACCUGCCGACGGUUUCGGCCUCGGCAGAUCUGCCCAUCUCGGACAGCAUGGUAAACAAGAUCAUGCGGGAGACUACGCAGGAGCUGAUUCAGGGCGCCAAGUGGGUUGGACAGCAGGGUCUGCAGGCGUGGAACUCGUACUGGAACAAGCCGUCCAGCCCGCAGUCGCAGCAGCUGCAGCAGCCAAGGUCGCCGCCGAAGCACUGGGUUGGCUCUCGAUCCCCCCAAAACGAUCCGGCGCAGUUCCCGCCCACGCACGGAGCUGCCGUGCAGGCGGCGGCCAAGGAGCCCGGACUCGUCUCGAUUGUCGACGUGGAAACGCUGGCGAACUCGGCAUCCAUCCACCCUCUCACCACCUUUGCGAACCCGCUAGGGUGCAGCUUCCUCUCCUUUUCCCCUUCGUCGCUGGCCCUCUUCACCGCCAGCACCAAAGGCGACGUCCAGACUGUCUGGGAUUUGCUUCGUGUUCAACACACGCACUCGUCGCCGCUCCAGACGACCUUGUCCCAUAACGACUGCAGCGGACCUGUGGUUCGGCAGAUUGCCCAAUUCUCGCGUAUGACGGUUGCACGCAUUGUCGACGUGGCUUGGACGGAACCGCAGGGAGAGAGACUGGCCAUGGUCACGGAGCGAGGGACGAUCCAUCUCCUGGAGAUGCCCUUUAGCGCAUUCAUGUGGCCCCCUCCCCGGCGGCGCAAGAUGGCCGCAAAAGGUGCGCCCGAGCCUUCGGACGCAUCCAGCUCUGCCGUCUCAAUAGCUUCGGGCGCCUUUGGUGCGGCGUAUCAGGCCGCGAUGCCUUUCGUGACUCGGUCUCGCCGAAGCAGCUCCAACGCUGCGGCGGCGGCAGCGGCGGCGGCCGCCGCCUCGGGGAACACCUUGAGGGACUCGGCAGCCCAGGGGGGCCGUGUCAUUGCUGCAACCAUUAGCAACUCGCUCGGAAAGACCGGGACUGCCAUCAACCACCUGCGACACACAGGAGAGAACCGGGUCACGCUGCCGCCCAGCACCGUCUUGCCGUCGGCGGGAUGCGUCUCAUGGCUCAAGUGUCGAAAGUCCCAGGUCUUGGUGUCGGUCGGCGGAGGACUGGUUCGCAUGUUCCCCUGCAAGACCCGCCGUCCGUCGUCUGCGGCGGCUGGGAAGCGGAUCGCUCGUGCCCACAAGUACAACGACAUCAAGGUUCCCCUGCUCCCCGACGAUGUCGUUGCGCCGCUCGUGCGCCAGAUCCUGGAUUUGGGCGCGCCGGACGAGUACCUCGAGCUUUCCGAUGCCGAGCUGGAGACGGGGAACACCCUGACGCUCAAAGCGCAGGUCCACCCCGCCCCUCCGAUCCACGGCAUGGAUGCGACGAUCCCGCAGGCAGAGAUAGAAUCGAGCGCGCCUUACCAGCCAUUCCAUACGGAUCGCCGCGUGGUCUUUUGCGGCUUAGAGGAGCAGGCGUCUUCCAAAAAAAAGAAGAGGCGACCGCAGAUGGCUGGCAGUCCGGAGCCCGGCGAUACAGCAACUUCCUCCCUCUGGGCAUUCGGACAGGACAUCCCGGCUGUGAGCCUAAGCAUGGGACUGCCCUCAAGCCCCGAUGACGACGAGGCCGGCCCCGACGACCAUCUUGCUCUACCCCAGUCGGCGAUGGAGCGGGUGAUGCAAUAUGCCGACGAGGAGCAAAUCGUGGUUACGACUAGGCGACGACGCGGAGCGCGCCCCGGGGACACGGACGAGGAUGGGUUUUUCGAGGACGACUGCGAGGUCCUCGACUUCGCCGACCAGAGAGUCUGA